AUGACUCAAGCGUUUCAACCAAUCAACCCCCAAAAUUGCAGUCUCAAAUUGCAUGCUUCCCAUUCUCCAAAAGAUGUUAUUACCAAUGAAACAAAUAAUAACAGUACUGGUAUUAAGCAACAUGUUCAUUCAGCUGCUGAUCCCCAGCCAGGGAAUACCACCACAUCUGAUGAUAUAACCGAGGAAAUCUGUCUUCAGUUGAUUGAAAAAUUGGAUAUCUAUCUUCUUAACAAUUUGGUGGAGUUAUUCAAUCUUGGGAUAGUAAAUUGCUAUUUCUCACUCAAGUUAAUACAUUUGAAGAAUUGUCUUCAACAAAUUGGUGACCGCAUCACAUCGAAUAUUAGCGCUCCACCUUUGAAAAAGACAAAACUUGAUAAAGGUGUGAUCAUGAAAUCUGAAUAUGAAUCAUCUAUAGCCGAGAUGAUUUCCCAGCUUGAAAUUCUUCAUUCUGUUAUUGUGGAGAUCGUUUCGAUUUUCACGAAUAUCGAUGUCGACUCCUAUGUCUCAAGGCAACGCCAACUGAAAUUUCCUGAAUUACUGCUCAAAUCAACGAACUCGUCUCAUUCAUCGGUUCACUCCAUACAACCUCACAUAUACACCCCAUACCUCGUUGAGAAUGAUUAUUUCCGCACCAAUGCUGUGUUCAUCGCAGAAGCAAUUGGUUGUCUAGCUGACAACGAUAGCCAUGAUUUGCACAACCUCAUUUCUAAAAUGAGAGAUUUCAACUCGCAACAUUCAAUGGUUACCCAUGAGUUUACGAAUUUGCAGACUGAUAAAGCUGAAAAUGGUGAGCUUUUGGAAGCUUACACAAAGGAAAAAAACAAAUGCAAUGAAAAAUUACAUAAUAGAAAGCUCUUUAAUUAA
Saccharomycopsis crataegensis is the source of this 864-nucleotide messenger RNA. RefSeq lists its product as uncharacterized. The transcript has a single exon. The record is from RefSeq and is a predicted model, not a curated record. Lineage: Eukaryota; Fungi; Ascomycota; Saccharomycetes; Ascoideales; Saccharomycopsidaceae. The coding region runs from base 1 to 864 and encodes 287 amino acids.